Molecule: messenger RNA, 1059 nt
Organism: Acanthosepion pharaonis
Lineage: Eukaryota; Metazoa; Mollusca; Cephalopoda; Sepiida; Sepiidae
Source: the annotation of a GenBank genome assembly
AUGGCCCACUCCCUAGUAGGCUGCAAAGUGAGACUGACAGCCGAGAAAAUACACCGCUCCAAAACAAAGGGCCUCCCUCGCAUCAAUACCUGUCGUUCCAAUGACCCUGAGAGCUCUCGCCGCUUCCAAACCGCCUUUAACGCGAAGGUCGACACAUUCUCCUUCAGUGCCACUGAUAUCGACAGUAGAUGGUACCACCUCCGUGAUGGCAUAUACACCUCAGCACUUACUGCGUUCGGGAAGAAGGAUCGUCGAAAUGCGGACUGGUACGAAACUCACUGGGAUGAGAUGCAGCCAGCCUCUGAAGCCAAGAGACAAGCACUUCUAGCCUACAAGCAAAACCCUUGCAUCAGUACCCGCAAUGCCCUCGGAUCUGCUCGCAGCAAAGCCCAACAGGCUGCGCGCUGGUGCGCGAACGACUACUGGCAGAACCUGUGCAGCAGGAUCCAGACGGUUGCCGACAGUGGAAAUGCAAGAGGCAUGGCAGGAGAGGUCAUUACAGACCAGGACAAGCAGCUGGAGCGCUGGGUGGAGCACUAUCUGGAUCUGUAUGCAACCCAGAACGUGGUGACGGAUACCGCCCUGGAUGCCUUUCCCAGUCUCUCAGUCAUGGAGAAGUUGGAUGCCCCGCCCUCUGCAGAGGAACUCGGAAAAGCCAUCGACUGUCUCUCCCGCGGUAGGGCCCCUGGGAGAGGCGGGAUCCCAUCGGAGGUUCUGAAGACUGGCAAGCCAGCUCUGCUGCAGCAUCUCCACGAGCUCCUCUGCCUGUGCUGGGAGAAGGGCCACGUCCCCCGGGACAUGCGAGAUGCCAGCAUUGUCACCCUCUAUAAGAAUAAAGGUGACCGCAGCAACUUCAGUAACUACCGCGGCAUUUCCCUCUUCAACAUCGUCGGGAAAGUCUUUGCCCGUGUCGUCUUGGCACGCCUGCAGAGCCUCGCCUCCCGUGUCAACAUAUACGUAGUGUUCUGGCAGACUGCUGCGCCUACUAUUACGCAUGCGUAUUACGGUCACUUCAUAGCUUUCACCGAUGGUUAUAACGAGUUCGUGCCUCACCUAUAG